Messenger RNA from Bacillus rossius redtenbacheri, 2893 nucleotides. Its product is annotated as odorant receptor 13a-like. NCBI's taxonomy places the organism in Eukaryota, Metazoa, Arthropoda, Insecta, Phasmatodea, Bacillidae. The coding region runs from base 1431 to 2744 and encodes 437 amino acids. Gene Ontology annotation, cellular component: plasma membrane. Gene Ontology annotation, molecular function: olfactory receptor activity; odorant binding. The transcript has 7 exons. The record is from RefSeq and is a predicted model, not a curated record. Gene Ontology annotation, biological process: sensory perception of smell; detection of chemical stimulus involved in sensory perception of smell.
UUAUAUUCAUGUCCAAUCACAAUAAUAACCUGCAUAAAGUCAGUACAAAUAUAAGACUUACCUCCUCACGCUGUGUGGAUUGCUUUGAACCGCCAGGCCAGUUGGUUUAUCUGGAAGUUCCCUGUGAUCUUCGUUCAGUGCUGAAAACACAAUGUCACAAUAGAAAAGAUUGAGUGAUGGUUGAACCAUGAUCAAACAGUUUAUACACUUGAACUGUAAUGGUGCAACUGGCCAUUUAGUGGUCGUAACAGCUCAUCAACUAUAAAAAACAUUAAUGGGACAAAAAUAAGCAACAUUAGGGGGCUUUAAAACUCAAAACUUUCUAGAUGCAUUGUAAAUGCCUGGGAAGCCUGAAAUGUUGAUCCAUCUGUAAUAUUUUUUGAAAAUGUUUGAAAUGUUGUGUCCCCCCCUUGAUAUAUUUUUUGUUUGCUUUUUUGGGGUAGAUAGGCUAGAGAUAGUCCUUUUCAACAAAGGACAACUACGUUAGGCCUUACUUUGUGUGUAUUUAUAUAUAAAUACAAAUGUAUUCUACAUGCCCUUGUAACUUGCAUUGCCUCUUAAUGAUACGUAUAAAAUUUUGUGGUAGUUGUAUUCAGUCCUGUUGGCUUAAAAAUUUGUUGCUGUAGUUGAAAUGCAUUUUAAUUUAAAAUGUCCAAAAGCUGGCAGGCCAUUUGCUUAGGAUACUAACAUUUUCUUAUAAAUUAUUUUAGUUCAUAACUAUACAUAAAAUUGAUAUAAAACAAGCCAUUGAAACAGCUAAUUGGUUUCUUUAGUGGUUCAGAUAGGAGUAUAUUGAACGAGAUUCGACAGAAGGAAUAUUAAGGUAUUCAUUGUCUUCACAGUUUGUACCUUAGGUUAGAUUUCUGCUACUAGUCUGAUGUCAGAGUAUAGAGACAGUGACAUAAACUAAAAUGAAAAUCUUGGCAUUACUGUAAAUUGUUAUAAUUUGUUAGCUGUAGAAAAAAUGAAUUUUUAUUUUUAAAAAGAUGGUUAGUGUUACUUGCAUUUACUGAUUUGUCACUGCAUUAAGCAUUCAAGCUUAAAUAAGUUAGGAGGUGAGUCUUGGUAUGUUCUGUUAAUUCAUUCAAGAGAGAGAGAACACAUUUUUAAUUUUGCUAGUGAGUGAGUGAGUGAGUGAUGCUCUUUGAUGACGUGAUGGAUGUGAUUGUUCACGAAAUAUGUCAUGUAAUAGUCAGUUCGCUAGGAGUUCUCGUAAUUAAAGGAUUUGUAGCAGGUGAAAAAAUUUGGUGUUAAAAGUGCCUCCGAUCUCGUUAAUUCUCUUUGACACGGGUCGAUGUCAUAUUCUGUUUGUUAUUGCAUGGGAUAUAAGUAAGUUUUGGAACCGCGAUCACGGACGCCUGUUUGGGUGAGCAGAGGGGUUUCUCGCUCACCUGGCCCAGCGAACGCGGCGAAGCGAGCGGGCCAUCAGAAUGGCGGAAGGAUCCUUGCACCCGAGGAAGCACGCCAUCGACAUGAGUCUGAACAUCUGGUUCCUCAGGGUGUUCGGGCUGAUGGGGCUGGACUCUAGCUGCGCUUGGAAGCACGCCUUGCACGGCACGUACUGCGCCGCCGUGUGCGCCAGCCACGUCGUGGUGGUGACCGCCAACGUGGCUGGGAUGGUCAGGGACUGGGGCGACUUUGACGCCGUCGUCAGCAACGUCUGCCUGACGGUGGCUGUGUUUUCGUCGCUCGUGAAGUACUUGUACUUCAUUUGCAAACGCAGGGACAUAGCGUUGCUUUUGAGGAUGCUCUGGGAGUUUGAGACAUACCAGUGGCCGCAAUGUCUUCAGCUCGAGUGCUCUGGCAUCAUCGCGAAGACGUCCCGCCACGUUCGCGCGAUGACGCUGGCCCUCAGCUUCUUUGUGUUCCUCAUAUUCCUGUCCUGGACGGCGUCCCCGUUCAUAACCGCCGGGUUUUCGGCGGUCGGCCCCGCCAGGUGGCGCUCCCACCCGUUCGCCGCGGCCUUCUUCUUCGACUACCAGUCGUCGCCGAGCUACGAGGCGGUGUACUGCUUCCAGUCGGCCAGCCUGUUCUCGUUCUGCCUGGGCGUGAGCAGCUUCGACACGGCAUGCGUGGCGCUGCUCAUGCAGGUGGGGGCCCAGCUCAGGGUCCUGCUGGCGUCCCUGGGUAGGCUGCGGGAGGCGGCGGAGGAGUCUCUGGCGCGCCGCGGGGACCACGGAGGCCCGCGAGGGGAAACUGCAGCCGUUCCUGGCCUAUCGCUCACCGACGGGAGCGUGGACUGCCCACGAGACGAGUUGAGAGUUCAUUUGCUGCAGUAUCUCCGUACCUGCAUUAAGCACCACAAUGAUAUCAUCAUGUUCGUUAAAAAACUGGACGAUGUAUUUAACCCCAUAAUGUUGGCACAAAUUUUGUACAGCGUUUUUGAGAUAGCUGUAAGUGGAUUGCAAGCUACUGAGAGCUCUGCUGAUUUUGGGAAUCUGAUCAAGUUUGUGGUUUUUGCAAGCGCUUUAUCCUUUGAGCUGUACUUGUUCUGCAGGUAUGCUGACAUUGUGUUGCAUCUGAGUCAAGAAGUAGCGAUCGCAGCGUACUCAUGCGAGUGGUACCACAUGGACUCGCAGAUCAAGAUGAUGUUACAGAUGAUGAUCUUGAGGGGACAAAGUGCUGUCAAGCUCACUGCCUUUCGCUUCAGAGUGAUGUCACUGGAUUUGUAUGGGACACUUUUGAAUGGUGCGUACACCUACUUUGCCCUGCUGAAGGAGAUCAAGAAAAGAAAUGCAGUGUGACAUACGGAUGGGUGAACGCAGUUCAAGAUAGUAAUGAUAAAGAAAAUUAUUAUUUUAAUGUUUCAGAAGUACGAGUGGCCGCGCUGUCUCUCUGCGCAGUGCGCGGACAUCGUCACGAAGACCAAUCGCUUUGCCCGCAUCCUCACGCU